AUGCUCAUCAAGACCCUCCUCGCCACCCUCUCGGCCGCCUCGGCCGUCUUCGCCGCGACUCCCCUCGAGAGCGGCAACUGGGUCUCGGUGAACCCGGGCUUCCAGACGCAGACGUGCGCCGGCGGCAGCGUCAGCGGCACCACCUUCACCAUCCCCACGAGCCCCAACGGCAGCACCUCCGGCUCCGGCUGCUCCAACGGCCACCUCCGCGCCGAGCGCCGCUACAACAACGACUACAGCUCCGGCGUCCACCAGUUCGCCGGCACCUUCAAGAUCAACUCCAUGGGCGGCAGCCGCAUCGCCAUCAAGCAGACGUUCAACGGCGACGCGGGCCCUUACUUCAUCCUUGCUGUCGACACCGGCGGUCGUCUGUACAGCGUCGAGGGCGGCGCCACGCUGGCGACGGGCGUUGCCAACGUUGGUUCGAGCGUCACCAUCAACACGGUUCACAAUGCGGAUAUUCACAGCUACCGGGUCUAUGUCAACGGCCAGUUGGCGUUCCGGGAUGACAACGCCCCCGGCGGAAGCUUCUACGACAAGUUUGGUGCUUAUACUACUGAUAGCGGUACUGGUCCCAUGAGCAUCACUUGGUCGGAUGUUGCCUUCUGGACUCGUCAGUAA
Trichoderma reesei QM6a is the source of this 621-nucleotide messenger RNA. RefSeq lists its product as uncharacterized. Lineage: Eukaryota; Fungi; Ascomycota; Sordariomycetes; Hypocreales; Hypocreaceae. The record is from RefSeq and is a predicted model, not a curated record. The transcript has a single exon. Bases 1 to 621 code for a protein of 206 amino acids.